AUGGCCGGAGAAGGAGAGUCGAAAAACAAUGAUCAAAUCGAUCUGAAUUCACCACUCUAUCUCCAUCCGUCAGAUUUUCCAAGACAAAUGCAGGUCAAUGAAGGGCUGACAGACAAUAAUUUCAACGACUGGGUGCAAGAAAUGACAAAUUUAUUGUAUGCCAAAAACAAAAUUGGGUUCAUCGAUGGAUCUAUCGAGAAACCAGAAAGCACCGAUAAAGUUUACAUGGCAUGGAUGCGGUGCGAUGCUAUGGUCAAGGGGUGGCUCACAACUGCAAUGGAGAAGGAAAUAUGUGCGAGCGUGAAAUACGCACAUACAGCAGCCGAGAUCUGGAAGGAUCUGAUCGAAUGUUUUGGAAAAGAAAGUUCACCGAGAGCCUAUGAAUUGAAGCAGGUUCUCAAUGCAACUCGACAAGAUGGAGUCACAGUUUCAGCUUAUUUUACGAGGUUGAGAAGAAUUUGGGAUGAAAUAAACACUGUCCUACCCACCCCACGCUGUACAUGUAAUGGUUACAAGUGUGAGGUGGGAAAGAAGUUGGUUGAAUUAAGGGAGAAAGAGCGCCUAUAUGAGUUCCUUUUGGGUAUUGAUAGCGACUUUGCUUUCAUCCAUACAAAAAUACUAGCAAUGAAGCCUACACCAAAUUUGAGUAAUUCUUAUCACAUAGUGGUCGAAGAUGAACAUCAAAGAAAUGUGACAACCGGGAAGAAGACAACCACAGAAAUGGCUGCCUUACAGGUCAAUAGAAAAGAAAGUCGGCCACAGAAGAAACCGUGGCAGAAAAACGAAAAAGGGGGCUUAACGAACAAAGCAGAAAACUAUACACAUUGUGGAAAAGGUGGGCAUAGUCGGGACGGAUGUUUUGAGCGAAUCGGGUAUCCCGAUUGGUGGCCUGGAAAGACAAAGAAAGGAAAUUUCAAACCAAAAGCAGCUUUCGCCGAUCUUGUACCCAAUCCUGUUCCUGGACUAAGUAAUGAACAAUAUGGUAUGUUCUUGAAAUUUUUUAGUGACUACAAGGAACGAAACCUAGAAUAG
Molecule: messenger RNA, 1032 nt
Organism: Lactuca sativa (garden lettuce)
Lineage: Eukaryota; Viridiplantae; Streptophyta; Magnoliopsida; Asterales; Asteraceae
Source: RefSeq, a predicted model, not a curated record